AUGAAAGCUCCAGUGGACAAAUUCUUACAGUGGACAUUUCUACCGGGGCUAAGGCUGUGCCCACCUUGGAAUCCACAUAGAGCACUUUUACUAAUUUGUGAUAAUCGCGGAAAUUUUGUUUUGUUUGAUUAUUUGCUUUCUAGAAAAGUCCCAAUUAUGGGAAAACAUCAACGCUCUAUCCGCACCUGUGCUUGGAAUAAACAAGGAACACUGUUCGCCUUGGGCUCUGAUGAUACUCAAAUAACUAUAAAUAAUGCUGAAGGGGAAACGACUAGUACAUUUUCUUGCAAUGGGGAGAUUAUUGAAAUUAAAUUUGCCCAUUUUCGGAAUAUUGGCUCUGAGCGGUCUGAGGACUAUAUCAGCGCCAUAAUUGCCCACAAAAAUUUAAUGAUUGUUCGUCUAUCAGAACCAGAACACCCCACAAAUCUUCAAUUUCAAGAAAGAUAUGGUAAUUUAAUCAGCACUAUCUGGUUCGGAAAUGGCAAUUUAUUGGUUGGAUUUGAUGCUGGUUUUAUUGUUUGCCUUUCUGCGGAACGUUCAAGUGAUUCAAUUUCUCAAGAAUUAUUUUCUAUGCAAGAAUACAAAAAUGGACUUUCGCAUUUAUGCGUUAAUGAGACAAUGUUUAGACUCUUUUCGAUAGGCGAUAAUUUAAUGAAGAGUAGAGAUUUGGGAAACUUAGGGGAAAUAAUAGACAUUGUUGACGUUGAUUCUGAUGGCAGUGGUCUUCUACGAGUUUGUUGUUCCGAAGACGGCUCAAUGACAGCAGUAACUUCCCGUUCUGGCGCCCUUUGUGUUUAUUUAACUCGUCUUCCAAUGGUGGCUUCAGCUUCUCCCAGUUUUAUAGCUGUGUUAGCCUCCCUUUCAGAAAUUUCUAUUUAUCAGGACGGAAAUAUUUCACCUGCACAAAGCUUAAAUAUUAAAGUUGAGCCUUCUAUAAUUGCUGCAGGGGUAAGUUUACAAAGCUUUUUACAAUUUGUAAAAUUUUUACAAUUUGUAAAAUUCCUUUUAAAGUCAAAACACAUUGCAAUUGUACUCAACAACAAAGCCUGGUUUUAUGAAAUACGCCGGAACACAAACAUUUUUCUUUAUGAACAUGACUAUAUUACUAUUCUCCGUGGAGGAGCAACAACAACAACUCCUUCCAAUGUCAACACCUCAUCAUCCACUACCACAUCCACAAUUUCAAAUGAUAUAUUUUUCCCUGAUUGUAAUGAAAAUUCUGCUCCAGACGAUUCUAUUUUGGAUUCUGAUUUGGCAGAAAAAUUUUUUAUUUAUUCAACCAAAAGCCAUUUAAUUUAUUAUUAUUCUUUGGCAUAUGGACGUUUUGUUUCUGAUUUUAGACAUUCCGUGGCUAUAUGUUCAUUGUUUUGUGAACCUGAUGGAAUUAGAUGUCUUUUUCUAGGUACUUUUGACAUUAGGACAUAUUUUUGA
Molecule: messenger RNA, 1431 nt
Organism: Meloidogyne enterolobii
Lineage: Eukaryota; Metazoa; Nematoda; Chromadorea; Rhabditida; Meloidogynidae
Source: the annotation of a GenBank genome assembly